AUCAACGAGCGAGACCCACCCCGGGGGGCGUGUACUUUACGUUUUAUUGGCUCUUACUGCUGUCUGUCAUUGUUUUGUUAAAUGCUCAUUGGUUGGCUAGCUGUGUAGGUGGGUAUUUUUAAAUCCGCCUUCCUAUUGGCUCCUCUUACUGUCAAUCAGCAAUCCUUGCCUUCCCAUUGGCUGGCGUUUGGCGGGAGAGGGAAGUUCGCUGUGUCCCUGUAUCCCCGAAUCCCGAUCCCCAUCCCCUGUUCCCGAUCCCGAUCCCCGAUCUCUGUCCCCGAUUCCCGAUCCCCGGUUCCCGAUCCCGGAUCCUGCGGCCAUGGAGCGGCAGCAGGAGCUGAAGGUGCUGCUGAAACGCUGGGAAGCGGAAUUUCUGCGGGAACGGCAGCGGAAACCCAGCCAGGCUGACAUCGAGGAAGCUCCAGAGGAAACCCGGAAGCUCUACAAGGAGUACAAGAUGCUGAAACAGCAGGGAAAAACAUUGGAUUCCUCGGGAAAAACGGGAUCCCAGGAAAUCCCAAAUGUGGAGCAGGUGGCGGAUUCGGGAUUUUGGGGCUCCCACCUGAACCGGGCACCAAAAAUUCCCGGGAAAAGCCAGAGCAGGAGCGCCAGACCAGGAAUUUCAGCAGAAUUUUACGGGAUGAAGCUCAAAGCCAAACUGGGAACGACUGGGAAGGAGCCUCCUCUGACCCCUCGGAGGACCCCAAAUCCCAGAAGAAUCCCAAAAAUUCCCCAAUCCCAAAAAAACCCGGAGUGCGGAGCCGAAGCUUCACCAGCGGAGCCAUCACAGAAUGAAGGAAAAUCCGAAAAUCCCGAAAAAUCCGGAGAUUCCGAGGAAUUUGAAGACCUCGUCCUUCCUCCCUUGGUGCCGGGAUUGGGUCCCCUCAAGCUCCCGACGGGAAUAAAUCCCAGUUUUCCUUCCAUUCCCGAAAAAUUCCAGCAGCUGAAGCAGAGGGUGGCCCAAACUUUGGGAUCGCUGGAUCCCGGCUGGAUCCAGAGGUGCCAGGAAUCCCCUAAAAAAUGGGAAUUCCCAGCUGGAUCCGUGACGGAAAAAGAGGAAAUCCAGCCCGAAUCCAUUGGGAAUUCCGUGAGGAAAAGGCCCCGGGAAGGUGGAGGCACCGGGGAGGCUCCGGCCAAGCUCCGGAGGGGCCUCCAAGGAUCUGAUCCAGGAAUUUUUGGGAUGAGGCGAAUCCAGAAGGAAAAUGGGGAUGAGGGAGAGUGGCCGGAAUCCCAAAAUGGAGCUGGGAAGGCACCGGAACGCUUGGAAAAAAUCCUGGAAGAGGAGAAAAAACCCAAACCCACACGCAGAACCCGAGUCCAGCCCCGAAACGGCGGGAAUUUCGUCCUCCUCAACCUGAAGAGAAAAACGUAUUCCCGUGGAAACCUGAGGGGAAAAUUCCUUCGGAAACGGAUUUGGAAACAGAAAUGGAGGAAAAAGUUCGGGGCCGGAUCCGAUCUUUGCUUCCGGUGUGGCGGGAAAGGCCACUGGGCCUCGGAAUGCCCAGGGAAGGAUUUGGGAUCGUUCCAGGAGGAAAUUCCGGAGGAGGAGGAGGAAGCGCUUCCCACUCUGGAAGAAGUGGCCCGAAGGACCAACGGCGUUUUUAUGCCGGAGAUUCCCGAUGGUGGCUCCAGUGCAGAAAAUUCCCAGAUCACCCCAAAUUCCCAGGAUUUCCUUCAGCCGGAAUUCUCCCCCCCAUCCCCUCCUCCACCCCCUGUGGAUCCCCUUUACCCCCCAAACCCCGACGGGACAAUCCCAGAUCCUCCAGAAGAAGUCCUGGAAACUCUGAGAAUUUUGGGAUAUGAUUCCUUCCGGCCUGGCCAGGCCGAAGCCAUCAUGAGGGUCCUUUCCGGAAUCUCCACGCUGGUGGUGUUAUCCACAGGGAUGGGCAAAUCCCUGUGCUACCAACUUCCCGCUUUUCUCUACCACCGACAUUCCGGCAGCGUCUCCCUGGUCAUUUCCCCUCUCGUAUCCCUCAUGGACGAUCAGGUUUCCGGCCUCCCCUCAGCCCUCAAAGCCGUCUGCAUCCAUUCCAACCUCUCCCAGUCCCAGCGGGAAGCAGCCAUGGAAAAAGUCAGGAGCGGCAAAGCCCAAAUCCUGCUGCUUUCCCCGGAAUCUCUGGUGGGAUCGGGAUCUUUUUCCCCUUUUUUCCGGGAUUUCCCUCCCGUGGCUUUCGCCUGCCUGGAUGAGGCUCACUGCGUCUCCCAAUGGUCCCACAACUUCCGGCCCGCUUACCUCCGGAUCUGCAAGGUUCUCCGGGAGCGCUUUGGCGUCCGAUGCUUCCUGGGCCUCACGGCCACGGCUACGGCGGCCACGGCUCGGGACAUGGCCCAACAUUUGGGAAUUCCUCCGGAAAACGGGAUCGGGAUCCGUGCCGCCGGAAUUCCCGAAAACCUGCGGCUCUCCGUGUCCAUGGAUUCCGACCGGGAUCAGGCGCUGCUGCGGCUGCUCCGAGGGCGGAAUUUCGGCUCCGCGGAUUCCGCCAUCGUUUACUGCACGCGCCGGGAAGAGAGCGAGCGGCUGGCGGCGCUGAUCCGCCGGGAAUUCCCGGGAAUUCCGCCCCCGCGACACCCGGAAAACACCGGGAAAAAACAAAGGAAAGGGAAAAAUCAGGAAUUUUGGGUCUCGGCCGCGUACCACGCCGGGUUGGCGCCCCGGGAACGGCGGAAAAUCCAACGGGAUUUCAUGGAAAACCGGAUCCGGGUCCUUUGUGCCACCAUUUCCUUCGGGAUGGGGUUGGAUAAAUCCGAUAUCCGGGGAAUUAUUCAUUACAACAUUCCCGGGAAUCUGGAGAGCUACGUGCAGGAAAUCGGGAGAGCCGGAAGGGACGGAAAUCCCGCCCGGUGCCACCUGUUCCUGGAGCCACAGGGCCAGGAUCUUCUGGAAUUACGCCGCCACAUCCAUGAGAAUUCCGUGGAUUUUUUGGCUGUCAAGAUCUUGAUCCAAAGGGUUUUUGCUCCUUGUAAAUGCCUGGAAAUCCAUGGAAAAAACCAGGAAAACUCCAAGGAAACCCCGGAAUUCCCAAAAAAUCCCCGGAUCUGCCGCGGCCACGAGCGCUGCAUCCCCAUCCAGGAAUUGGGCCAGGAUCUUCUGGAAUUACGCCGCCACAUCCAUGAGAAUUCCGUGGAUUUUUUGGCUGUCAAGAUCUUGAUCCAAAGGGUUUUUGCUCCUUGUAAAUGCCUGGAAAUCCAUGGAAAAAACCAGGAAAACUCCAAGGAAACCCCGGAAUUCCCAAAAAAUCCCCGGAUCUGCCGCGGCCACGAGCGCUGCAUCCCCAUCCAGGAAUUGGUGGAAACCUUGGAUCUUCGGGAAGAGGGGAUCGAGACCCUCCUGUGCCUCCUGGAGCUCCAUCCCAAGAAAUUCCUGGAGCUUUUGCCCUCGGUCCGUUCCCGCUGCCGGAUCCGAUUUCCCGGGAAUUCCGGGGCGGCGCUCCGGGAAGCGGCGCGGGGGUGCCCCCCCUUGGGAUUUCUCCUGGCUCGGGAUCCCUCUGGAAGUUUGGGAAUUUCGGGAUGCCUGGAAUUCGACGCCGUGGCCCUGAGCGAUUCCGUGGGCUGGGAAUUCCAGAGGCUCCGCCAGAGCCUCAGGAGGAUCCCCUGGGAAUCCCGGAAAGCAGGAAAAAACUCCGGGAUCCAGGUGGAAUUCCAGGAAUUCUCCUUCUUCUUCCGAGCCUACGGAGACCUGGAUUCCCGGGAAUUGGAUUCCGUCUGUGAAUUCCUGCAUUCCCGAGUGCUCUCCCGGGAAAAGUCGGAGCUGCGGCGGCUCCAGCGCUGCUUCCGGGCCUUCCAGAG
Molecule: messenger RNA, 3786 nt
Organism: Pseudopodoces humilis (Tibetan ground-tit)
Lineage: Eukaryota; Metazoa; Chordata; Aves; Passeriformes; Paridae
Source: RefSeq, a predicted model, not a curated record